CCUUCUGUGCUGCUUGAUGGCUCGUACAUGGCCUCUUUUGUUGACUAAUGCAGCAGGGCAAAAGAGAGGCAUUUAAAAAAAGGGGAUUUGAAAAAGAGUAAAGGGAAUCCAUAGACGCGUGGGAUGGAAAAUCAUCCGGGAUAUUUGUGCACCAACCCUCAUGAGCUCUACUAUCGGAGAAUGCAGAGGGUGAGGGAGAAAAUGACAGAUCAGAAUCAGUUUAAGAGGAGGCUGAGAGUGUGUGUGGCAACAUGCAACCGAGCAGACUACUCCAAGCUGGCCCCCAUCAUGUUUGGCAUCAAAUCAAACCCUGAGGAGUUUGACCUGGAAGUCGUGGUGCUUGGUUCACAUCUCAUCGAUGACUAUGGGAACACUUUUCGCAUGAUCGAGCAGGAUGACUUUGACAUCGGCUCCAAGCUCCACACCAUCGUGAGAGGAGAGGAUGAGGCAGCCAUGGUGGAGAGCGUCGGGCUGGCCCUGGUGAAACUCCCUGAUGUCCUGCAGAGGCUGCGCCCUGACAUCCUGAUCAUCCAUGGUGACCGCUUUGAUGCACUCGCCCUGGCGACUGCUGCAGCACUGAUGAACAUUAGAAUACUUCACUUGGAGGGUGGAGAGGUGAGUGGUACUAUUGAUGACUCGAUCCGCCACGCUAUAAGUAAACUGGCCCAUUACCACGCCUGCUGCACACCCCGGGCGGAGCAGUACCUCAUCGCCAUGUGUGAGGACCACUCUCGCAUCUUGCUGGCUGGCUGCCCUUCCUAUGAUAAGCUGCUGUCAACUCAUCACAAAGACGACUACAUGGAUAUUAUCAGGAGCUGGCUGGGUGACAAGGUGCAGAGGCAUGAUUACGUGGUGGCUUUGCAGCACCCAGUCACCACAGACAUCCAGCACUCCAUAAAGAUAUAUGGACUAAUGCUGGAUGCCCUCAUCUCCUUCAACAAGAAGACCCUCAUCCUCUUCCCAAACAUUGAUGCCGGCAGUAAGGAGAUGGUGCGUGUGAUGAGGAAAAAGGGCAUCGAGCAGCACCCCAACUUCCGAGCGGUGAAGCACAUUCCCUUUGAGCAGUUCAUCCAGCUGGUUUGCAACGCCGGCUGCAUGAUCGGAAACAGCAGCUGUGGCGUGCGAGAGGCAGGGGCCUUCGGCACCCCCGUCAUUAACCUGGGAACCAGGCAGACUGGCAGAGAGACAGGUGAAAAUGUUCUACAUGUCAGGGAUGCUGAUACCCACAAUAAGAUCUACCACGCUCUGGAGCUGCAGUUUGGGAAGAGAUAUCCCUGCUCUAAGAUUUAUGGCGAUGGCAAUGCCGUGCCUCGUAUUCUCAAAUUCCUGCGCACCAUUGACCUGGACGAGCCCCUCCAGAAGACCUUCUGUUUCCCGCCGGUGAAAGACUCCAUCUCCCAAGACAUCGAUCACAUCCUGGAGACACAGAGCGCUCUCUCCGUUGACCUGGGAGGGACCAACCUCAGAGUGGCUAUCAUCUGCAUGCAGGGUAAGAUAGUCAAGAAGUAUGCUCAGCCAAACCCAAAGACCUUUGAGGCCAGAAUGCAUCUCUUAUUAAAGAUGUGCUCUGAUGCCAUGCGGGACGCCGUGAGCCUCAACUGCAGAAUACUUGGUGUUGGAGUGUCCACAGGUGGACGUGUAAACCCACAAGAAGGUGUGGUCCUGCACUCAACAAAGCUGGUCCCGGAAUGGUCCUCGGUGAACCUGAGAACACCCAUCUCUGAUGCCCUGCACCUCCCGGUCUGGGUCGACAACGACGGCAACUGCGCCGCGUUGGCUGAGAGGAAGUUCGGUCACGGCAAAGGAGUGGAGAACUUUGUGACCAUCAUCACAGGAACAGGUAUUGGAGGCGGAAUCAUCCAUAACAGUGAGCUGGUCCAUGGCAGCUCCUUCUGCGCCGCAGAGCUGGGUCACAUCAUGGUUUCCUUAGAAGGCCCAGAGUGCUCGUGUGGCAGCCGUGGAUGCAUUGAGGCCUACGCGUCCGGCCAGGCCCUGCAGAGAGAGGCCAAGAGGCUGCACGACGAGGACCUGCUGAAGGUGGAGGGGAUGGAUAUGAAACUUUCUGAGCCUAUCACCGCUGCCCACCUCAUCAGGGCAGCCAAACUGGGGAACUCAAAAGCGAACGCUGUCCUGAACAGGGCCUGCACAGCUCUCGGCGUGGGCAUUGUCAACAUCCUCCACGUGGUGAACCCAUCACUGGUGAUCCUGUGUGGAGUUUUGGCCUCUUACUACGAGACUCCUGUGCAGCACAUCAUCACUGAGAGAGCCCUCAUCUCCGCCCAGGGCAUCAAAGUUGUCACAUCAGACUUGGAGGAACCUGCAUUACUUGGAGCUGCCAGUAUGGUUUUAGACUAUGCAACUAGAAGAACAUAUUGAAGGAAAUAGUCAUGAUUUGCUGAGGACCGUUACUAAAACCAGCAAACCAACACUGAAAGGAAAGUAGUACCUGUUAUGCCUAUAUAUACCUAUGUCGAUAUAGAUAUAUAUAGGAUACAUUUUAUAGAGUGAAUGUAAAUGUGUCAUUGUUAAGGAAAAUUCUAAUAUUUUAUAUAUUCUCAUUUUGUAUGUCCUAAUUGUUCAUAACCUGGAUGAGUUAGGUACUGUUUACUUUUGUUUUCCACAAAAAUACAUUUUGUCACAUCUGAGAGAAUCACGCCUUGACUAGGUCAAAUGUAACUUCAUGUAUGAGGUUGGUACACUGCAUGUUGGAAAUGCUAAAAGAAAAAAUUCACAGGGCUACAAUCAACCUCAAAUCCAUUUUCAAGCCAGGACAUGCCCACUUUACUUGUAAUGUGACUUCUCACAGAGAGGUCAGCUAAGAAAUGGGAACACUUGUUUCAGAUGUUUGUCAGAAUUGGUUAUGCAGAUCAAAAUAAAUAUUUCAAUAUUGCUUAAGGUUGUUUUUUAAGUCUGGGAUGUUGUUGUCAUCUUUUGGGAUUUAAAGAUUUUAUUUAGACUUGAGUUGUAUGGAACAUGUACAGCCUUUAAACAUCUGAACAAAUACGUGUCAAUUGAGGUAAAAUGUAUGUAAAAGAAAAAGAAGAAAGCUGAUAGAGGGAUGAUGUAUUUCUGGGAUCCAGGAGAAGAAAGCCCUGCUGCUGUUGCCAGAAGUUAAUUUAGCUUGUAACAGUGCCUGCAAAGUUUCUUAGUGCAUAAUGUUAAAAAACUGGAUAUUUGAAAUUGACCAAAAUAGCCACAUAUAAUGUAUGUGACUCCCUUCUACACCUGGGUCUUGCACUCAAGUUAAUGCACUGCUGUGCUUUAAAAUCAGUCUGCCCUCCGUUGGGUCUUUAGUGUGACACUUUCAUGGAGCUUUUUUAUUCAUCAUGUGUUUAGUUAUUACUUCACAACAAGGAUGUUAUUUUUCCCCUUUGUCCUACUAAGCAGAUUUCCACGAAACUUGGUGGAAGGAUUGGACAUGGGCCAAGAAAGAACCAUUUAAAUGUUGACACACAUCUGGACAAAUGAGCGGAUGCAGGACCGUUUUUUCACUUUCAUUGACAUUUCCAAGGGAAUAAUACAUAGAUUAAGAUGAAAACAAUCUGCUCAGCUAUAUUUUGGUGAUUGAUGUGUUUAACUGUGAUGUGUGACUUAAAGAGGUCUGUUGGGCCACGGGGAAGAUAUGCAUAACCUAAUCCUAGAUUACAGCCAUCAUUAAAAAAAAUGUAUGGACUUUUU
This is a messenger RNA of Platichthys flesus (European flounder), 3678 nucleotides long. It is a transcript of the gene gne, whose product is annotated as glucosamine (UDP-N-acetyl)-2-epimerase/N-acetylmannosamine kinase. The transcript has 14 exons. NCBI's taxonomy places the organism in Eukaryota, Metazoa, Chordata, Actinopteri, Pleuronectiformes, Pleuronectidae. The record is from RefSeq and is a predicted model, not a curated record. Gene Ontology annotation, biological process: UDP-N-acetylglucosamine metabolic process. Gene Ontology annotation, molecular function: UDP-N-acetylglucosamine 2-epimerase activity; hydrolase activity, hydrolyzing O-glycosyl compounds; N-acylmannosamine kinase activity. Bases 124 to 2376 code for a protein of 750 amino acids.